AUGAAAGAGGAAAUUGUAAAAGCUAUGAAGGAGUUUCACUACACCCCGAAUGUUGUUGGUUUGAAUUAUGAAGAUCUGUGUAUCCAUCCAGAUCCGGACCUUCCGGAAGGGUUUAAAGUACCUAAAUUUGAUACUUUUGAUGGAAUUGGGAAUCCUUUGGCUCAUUUGAGAGCAUAUUGUGAUCAACUCGUAGGAGUUGGGAAGAAUGAGGCAUUAUUAAUGCGACUCUUUAGCCGAAGCUUAAGCGGAGAGGCCUUGGAAUGGUUUACUUCUCAAGAGAUGAAACAGUGGCCAAAUUGGAAUGCUUUGGCUAAAGAUUUCAUCGAAAUAUUUGCUUACAAUGUGGAGAUCAUUCCCAAUCGUUAUUCUUUAGAGAAAAUCAAACAAAAGUCUACUGAAAGCUAUCGAGAGUACGCCUACCGUUGGAGGAAAGAGGCUGCCAGAGUGAGACCUUCCAUGACUGAAAAAGAGAUUAUUGAAGUCUUUGUACGCAAUCAAGAGCCUGAGUACUAUGACAGGAUGUUGUUGCUCGUAGGAGCAAAAUUUGCUGAGGUAGUCAAAAUUGGUGAGACCAUCGAAGAUGGUCUUAAGACUGGAAGGAUUACCCGUGUGGCUAUCCAAACUAGUUCCUCAGUUUUGUUCAAAAAGAAAAAAGAAGAUGUGUCCUUUAUUUCUGAUGCGCCCGAUAGAAGGAUACGAAGAUCACCCUAUUUUAGCUCUAGAAAAACCUCACCCUUCAAAAUCUACCCCCCAUCUCCAAAAAAUCCCUACCCAAUUUUUUACGUCCAACCGAGUUACCAAACUUCGCCUCCUAAUUACCUACCUCCGCACUAUCAAACUGCACAACGCCCAAAUUUUCAAACUCCCGCACCUUUUCGCCGAAAUCCUCUGAACUACCGUCAAGUACCUCUACCUCCGCAAAAUAAUUAUAACUUUCCUCGCCCAAACCUUGAGAAUAAAUCCUCUCGAGUCUUUAGUCUUUUGAUUGAGACCCGAACACAGCUUUUUGAGAGAUUAAAAGCGGCUGGCAUGAUACAAACAAUCGACCCAGAGAACAUUAAUGUCAAUUCCAAACUUUACAAACCAGAUCUUUAUUAUGCUUAUCAUUCAGGAGGUGCUGGGCAUAUCACCGAGGAUUGCAUCAACUUGAAGCAUAAAAUUCAAGACCUGAUAGAUCAAAAGGUUGUCACUCUCCAAACUGCCGGUCCUAAUGUCAAUAAUAACCCCCCGUCUAAUCAUGGAGGGGUGACUAUUAACAUGAUUGAAAUUGGGAAAGAUUGGAAUACAGAUAAGCCGAUAGUCCCAGUCAAACUUGACAAUCUUGAAAAGCCUUUUCCUCAUAUGCAUCAGUCAUUUUCGGUGCGAAAGUCAACCAAUAAGUUGGUCUAG
This is a messenger RNA of Solanum dulcamara, 1389 nucleotides long. RefSeq lists its product as uncharacterized. The coding region runs from base 1 to 1389 and encodes 462 amino acids. NCBI's taxonomy places the organism in Eukaryota, Viridiplantae, Streptophyta, Magnoliopsida, Solanales, Solanaceae. The transcript has a single exon. The record is from RefSeq and is a predicted model, not a curated record.